Syzygium oleosum is the source of this 561-nucleotide messenger RNA. Its product is annotated as E3 ubiquitin-protein ligase RHA1B-like. Gene Ontology annotation, biological process: protein ubiquitination. Gene Ontology annotation, molecular function: zinc ion binding; ubiquitin protein ligase activity. NCBI's taxonomy places the organism in Eukaryota, Viridiplantae, Streptophyta, Magnoliopsida, Myrtales, Myrtaceae. The transcript has a single exon. The record is from RefSeq and is a predicted model, not a curated record. The coding region runs from base 1 to 561 and encodes 186 amino acids.
AUGGGUUCCCCAGACCCGAGCACCAAGCAAGCUCCGGCCCUCGCGUCCGUAGCGUCCUGGAACCUCGAUCUCCGCCGCGCCAAGCACGUGAUCGGGUCGCUGCUCUCUCGUCUCCCGCUGAUCGGCGGACCAUCGGAAGCGGAUGAAGAGCCAAACGAAGCAGCGACCGGCUCUCGGCCUUCUCCUUCACUCGUACCGCUCCCGAUCGCCUCCGACGUAUCCAAGCCGGCAAGGAAUCCGUGUCCCGUGUUGUCCUAUCGCGAGUUCAUGGAGAGAAGGGGAGGGUCAUCGGACGGCGGGAGAGACCCGGACUCGGGCGUGUGCGCGGUGUGCAUGAACUGCCUGGAGGGGAGCGACCAGGUGAGGGAGCUUUGCUACUGCGCUCACGCGUUUCAUCGCGAGUGCCUCGACGCUUGGAUCGACCAGGGCCACGAAACUUGCCCAAUCUGCAGGGCGAAGCUGUGGAGCGAUCCGUCGGAGGAGCAGGGAGGAGACGGGGGCGGCGAUCCGUGGAGGGCGGAGAGGAUGGUGUACUUGUUUGGGGAGGAUCUGGAGUUCUGA